Messenger RNA from Drosophila novamexicana, 1834 nucleotides. It is a transcript of the gene Idi, whose product is annotated as isopentenyl-diphosphate Delta-isomerase 1. Gene Ontology annotation, molecular function: isopentenyl-diphosphate delta-isomerase activity. Bases 97 to 852 code for a protein of 251 amino acids. The record is from RefSeq and is a predicted model, not a curated record. The transcript is spliced from 2 exons. NCBI's taxonomy places the organism in Eukaryota, Metazoa, Arthropoda, Insecta, Diptera, Drosophilidae. Gene Ontology annotation, cellular component: cytoplasm. Gene Ontology annotation, biological process: isoprenoid biosynthetic process; isopentenyl diphosphate biosynthetic process.
AACGCCAUUCUUGAAUACGAUUACGAAGUUUUCACUUUUUUUAUAUUUGUUUAGGCCCAACUUGAAGCUAGUCAUUAACACCUCAAUUACCGAAAAAUGUUGACGUCGCGCUUGAACCUCUGGCCGUGCUUUCAGUUACUGCGCAAAUGCAGCACCACAUCAUUGGGCCAACCGAAACAGGCAGACUUCGAAAUCCACGAUCCUUUGCAGGCGCACGCCCUCAAAGAGAAAUGCAUUCUGGUCGACGAGCACGACAAGGCCAUCGGCGCUGCCAGCAAGGCUGACUGCCAUCGUGUGCAGCCCGGAACGGGUGACGUGAAGCUGCAUCGCGCCUUCAGUGUGUUUCUGUUCAACUCGAAGGGCGAGAUGCUUGUACAAAGGCGCUCCGUGCACAAGAUAACCUUUCCAGACACAUAUACGAAUGCCUGCUGCAGCCAUCCCUUGCAUGACAUUGAGCAGGAGCGACAGGAGUCGAACGCCCUGGGCAUACGUUUGGCGGCUCAACGCCGUUUGAACUACGAACUGGGAAUACCCCCAGAUGAAAUAAAGCCCGAGAACUUUAACUAUCUGACGCGCAUACACUAUGCCGACGCAGGCGACGGCGUCUGGGGAGAACAUGAGAUUGACUAUAUACUCUUCUUGCAAAAGGAUGUCACACUGAAGCCCAAUGCCAACGAGGUCAGCGAGGUGCGCUACUUGAAACGCAACGAAAUCGACGAAGCGAUAGCCAAAUUUAGUGCACCCUUGACCCCCUGGUUUGCUCUAAUAUUGCGUCAUCGGCUCAAACAAUGGUGGGACAAUUUGCAUAGACUAAAACAGUUCGAAGACUUGCAAAAUAUACAACGCUUCUGAGAAAUCGAAACACAAUACACAUUCGCAGACGCUGCAAGUUGUUGCAAUCAAGCCAAAAAUAUCUAUGUGGAACCUCAGUUUUGUUAUAACUUAGCCAGCGAAGUGGACAUUGCCAACAUCAUAAAGUACUAUACCAUAUAUUCUUAAAGGCCCAGUCGAUGUAGCCUCUUUCGUCUAUCUAGUCUGUGCUUAAACUCUUUGCAGGCAGUUCAUAUGUAGAAGCCAUCAUAGCUUCAGCUUUUUUUAUGAAUUAUAUAAAUAUAAGUUAAGUAUAGAAACAUAUCGCACAGCUGCUAUAUAUCUAGAUAUAUAGAGGAAGAAUGUAUAAAUGCUUCUUUAUAGUUUUUAUUUAAAUUCGCUUUAUUUGUAUUCAAAUGGAAAAUAGUGUGUGUGUUUGGGGUUUUCAUGCACCUCCGUUUUGUUGAUCAGUUCAGUACAACGUAUAGAGCAUCACAUAUGUUUGAAUAAUAUGUAAAUAUAACAAAAUAUAGUGUAUGUAUUAGCAUAGCACUAGCUAAAUGUGUGUUGUUGAAUAGUAUAUAAAUAUAUAUAUAUAGCUCAUAAUAUGAUCACAUCACGUUUACCAUAAUAAUCAUUACCGUCAUCAUCAAUCUCCUCCGCAACGAACAACAAAUAUAAAUAUUUACAAAAGUAUGCACUACAAAACUAAACGAGAGACUAAAUAGGUUGGUAUACAAAAAAGGUGCCCUAGCUAAAAUAAACCUUAGAACUAAAGACAAAAUAUCUGUAUCUGAAAAUUAAACAAUAAUGUAUAUAGCUGCAGCUUUUUUAACAGUCACGAAGCGCGCGCUUCGCAGUGUGAAACGGCAGCAGGUGCAAAUUAAUUUUGCGUACCCGGCACCGCGCUUCACUUGGCACCACCUUGGCACCGAUUUGUUUUUUAGUACAAAGUAAACAAAGGCUUUACUUACGGAAUACCAACAACUUAAAGCUACCUUUGCAAAUUAAGACAGAACAAAAA